AUGCUAUUGUUGUUAUUGUUGCCGUUCAUCACAAGUACGAUACACGGACUUAUUUGCCUAACAUGUGUUCAGUCACCAAGUACUAGUCAAUUGGACAAUUUUCGAGUCUCCACACGACUGUCAGCUCCGACAUGUCGUAUGGAGCCUAUACAAUGUGAUCGUGAUCAAGAUGUUUGUGUACGAAUCACUAUGCAUAUUGGUGGUGGCGAGUACUGGAUGGGUGCUGGUUGCGAUCGGCGAAUGAACUUUCAGCAUCUUUCUUGUCAGAAUGUCCGUACCAUGUCACGAAGCAUACAACUAGGCUAUGUCCAAGAACGACACGUUAUGCAACGUGUAUGCGUUUGCACACGUGAUCUAUGCAAUGAAGCCAAAGGCUACAAUUUCAUCGCGACCUCUCUAAAAGUAAUCGCGCUCUAUUUACUACUACGGUAA
This is a messenger RNA of Angiostrongylus costaricensis, 432 nucleotides long. The record is from the annotation of a GenBank genome assembly. Lineage: Eukaryota; Metazoa; Nematoda; Chromadorea; Rhabditida; Metastrongylidae.